CUUUCUGAUUGGUCAAGACGCAAUGCGAGAUUUCGCAUAUGUAGGAGCAGGUGGCGGCACUGAUCAAUCCGUCAGUCAGUCAGACGCCAAGGAAAAAAUGGCGGACUGCGAGAAGGAGGAAGCGCACAAUCUCCAAAUGGAGUUCGAAUGGGUGCUUCGCGAGGAAGUACACUCCUCGCUGUCGCAGCUCAAGAACAUACUAAUGGAUUGUGCCCAGCGAUUUCCACUGACACUUUUCGGUAACGAUCAACAUAACAAAACUGACAGAUUUGUGUUCGCAGCUGCACACGAUCAAGUCAAGUGUGUCGCUGUUCUCACUGGCGACAGUAUUACAAAUGCGGAAGUGAAUUUUAAAGUACAGCGCCAACAAAAUGUAAAUAUGAGGACAAGUAUUCAAAAUGAACAUCCAUGGAAGUUACAACAAAUUCAAGAUGCCGCCAACCACUUACAACAAGCCAUUGCCCAUAUAGAUAAUGUAGACAGACAUUAUCUUUUUAAAACAUCAGAUGAAGUCAUGCAUGUUCUAGGCAAUAUCUUGGGUUGUCUUCAAAGGAGCAGAACCAGCUUAAUCGUUCCUAGAAAGAAGACGAUCGAUGAUCUUAUUAAGAGUCGAAAUAUGAAAUCUCUUAAUCCGAACCUACCAGAAAAUCUGGCCAUUAGUUUUUAUAUCCAAAGCUACAAACUGGUUUUAGCAGUUUAUCAGUUAGAAAACGCUCAUGGCAGUGUUAAGUAUGAAACGCAGCAGGCAGAGUGCAGCGUGCCAUGGCUGAACGACGCCCUUGUACUGCUUACCAUCGCGUUACAGCUCUGUCAACGACUGAAAGAUAAGAUAUGCGUUUUCUCCCAAUAUAAAGAUUUUACGGUAGGUUCUCGUGUUCCUUCAGUAUUGGGCUGAUAACCUAAGAAAUUUCAUGUAUUUGAAACGCGGAACUCUUGAUAUAUAAGAUGGUGCUACGUGCAAGUGGAGAAUUUUGGCCUCAACUGUAACACUUGCCCUGGCCUUCUCGUUUCUACAUAUGUUAAUUGUUCCUCUCUCGUCGUAUGUCUCAUUGCAUACUCUCAUUACAUAACUAGAAUGUUAUUGUAGAAUUUCUAAAGGUUAUUACAGCGUGCGCCUAGUGAAGCGAUAUGUAUCGUGUUCUUUUAGUUAAAUUCAAAUAUCGGAUCAAAUACACGGGUAUAUGAGACAAAUGGAUAAUAAUAAUAAUAAUAAUAAUAUAAUAAUA
Molecule: messenger RNA, 1226 nt
Organism: Odontomachus brunneus
Lineage: Eukaryota; Metazoa; Arthropoda; Insecta; Hymenoptera; Formicidae
Gene: rogdi
Product: protein rogdi
Exons: 6
Coding region: 23-895 (290 amino acids)
Cellular component (GO): RAVE complex
Source: RefSeq, a predicted model, not a curated record